This is a messenger RNA of Contarinia nasturtii (swede midge), 1371 nucleotides long. Its product is annotated as conserved oligomeric Golgi complex subunit 3-like. The coding region runs from base 33 to 380 and encodes 115 amino acids. The record is from RefSeq and is a predicted model, not a curated record. NCBI's taxonomy places the organism in Eukaryota, Metazoa, Arthropoda, Insecta, Diptera, Cecidomyiidae. The transcript has 2 exons.
UCGUGUAUACAGAAAUUAGGUGAUGAUGAAAAAUGGAUGACGUUGCGUCCGCACAUAGCGAAAAUUUAAAUUUACGCAAAAUUCAACAAAAACUUUUGCAAUGGGAAAAAAAAGAGUGCUCUCUAUCGCAACUAACAGACUAUCAAAUCGAUGCAAUCGAACAAUUGAAUGAGCCACAACAGCAAACAACCAACGAUUCAGGUCCGGAACUGAAUUCGGCGGAUGAUUUAAAUUCAAACGAAUAUGUUUCAACAAACGACAAUAAAUUCAACAUUCCAACACAUGUAAUCGAUUCAACGCAGGAUUUUUUCAGCUUGUAUCUCAAUAAUACAGUGGUUCCGAUGAUGUUUAUCGACAAUAUAAAAUCAAUUUUACGUUGAAAAACCUCGAUGGACUCAAAACUGAAUACAAUUUUGUGUCGAAUAAAACAUGGUCACUGAAUUCAGGAAGUGAAAAAAAGAAUAUCCCAAGCUUGUACGUUUAGAAUUGAUCCCCCGUAUUUCUUCGGCAUUUAAGGAGCUAUAUGAGUUUUUCGUACGUAAUCCAAAUGUGCAGAGAUUCUCAACAAAUUUAAUUUGUGUGUGGGACAACGGUGAUAUAUUUUUAAAUUCCAACGUAAAAUUUGAUGUAUUUUAACUCAACGUAUUGGUCAAAUAGGAAGCGGACAUCGAAAACACCUUUGGAAUUAUUAAAUGGACUGCAUAAACAAGGCUUCUAUAAGCGUCUAUACAUUUACAUCGAUAAAGUUGUUGAAUAGUUAGGCACUUCAUUACUUUCACUCAAAGGUCUCGAAUUAUUGUGCAUUUGGUUGUUUUUUGAGAAUUAUAAUUUGUGGUUACCUCAAUUGACCAAUCUGAGAGAAUUAAUCAUCAUGAAUGCAAUUUAUGCCAAGGAUAUGGAGAUUUUUGUAAAUGGCCUGACAAAACUCGAACAUCUUUACAUUGUUCAGGCUAGCAUCGAUCACAUUAUGCCAUUCAUUCGUCGAUCGUCGAAAUUGAACAAAAUCAAAUUCAUACCACGAAUCAGAGGUGUAGUUUUGAAUUUGGAAAGGUUGAAUAAGGAACGGGCCAAAUUGGCUGGAGCACGAAAAAUAAUAAUUUAUGCGCUCGAAGAUGUCCUCUUGGCUACAAAAUGGAUGACCAGAAACGGCGAAACAAAUUUGAGCUUGAUUGAAAUGAGACGCGAGUAUUCGAUUGAAUGGAAUCCUCAAUAUUUUCCUACAUAGAAUUUUAUUUAAGAAAUCCAAAAGUCCAGAUACAUUGAUUCCAUAUAGAAUAUAAGAACAUUCUAGUCUAAGUAAAUUUUGUGGAUAAAAAGAAUUAAUUUGAAUUGUCUGAAUAAAAUGUAUCAUUUUAAAUUUGAACAUUUGAA